This is a messenger RNA of Fonticula alba, 17653 nucleotides long. RefSeq lists its product as hypothetical. The record is from RefSeq and is a predicted model, not a curated record. Lineage: Eukaryota; Rotosphaerida; Fonticulaceae. The transcript has 8 exons. Gene Ontology annotation, molecular function: ubiquitin-protein transferase activity; protein binding. Bases 1 to 17559 code for a protein of 5852 amino acids.
AUGGUGCUGCGGAAGUUCCCCUAUCGGGUCCCGGUUGUGGAUCCCAAAAUCUCCGACCUCGUUGAGUGGCUCACCCAGCAGGAACGCCCGCUGGACCAUCUCAUCAACCUCGUCCCGGCCCAUGUCGACCUGAUCGACUACUCCUGGCCGCUCCCACGGUCGGAUCUCCUUCUCUGGGUGCCGGUCCUCAAGCUGGUGGAUGCCUUCAUCGAGCGCAUCCUCCAGGGGCUGGCCGUGGGCUCGGUGCUGGAGGUCACCUUCCCCGCCGAGCGCCGGACCCUGGUGUCGGUCCUGCGGUUCCUGGCCAUCCUCCUGCGAAACACCUUCAACCGGUCGAUCUACACCUGCGUGGACUAUGUGAAUGGUUUGCUGGUGGUGGACGACCUGGAGGUCCUGGAGGCGGCCCUGACCCUCGGCAGUGUGGUCCUUCGGCGGGCCACGCGCGCGGCGCGCGGCCGCAUCGAAGCCUCCCGGCUGCUGACCCUGGCCCGGGGCUGGGGUCCCACCCACCGGGGGAUGCCGCUGCCGUUGCAGUGUGACCUGGUGGCCUCGGGCGGCCCGGCGCCGGCCUCCAUGAGCCAGGUGAACUUCGAGUACUCGGCCAUCGAUGACCCGGUGGGGCUGCCGGUGACCAUCCGCCUGGCCGGGCUGCCGGACACCGGCAACGGGCCAUCCUCCUCCAUGGCGCCGGCCAUGCGCGAUCUCGAGGUGCACUAUCGCCAGCAAUUCCAGCGCGCCUUGCGCAAGUACAAUGUCCCGCUGGCCGAGAAGUUUCCCCUCUUCCACCACAUGCGCCUGAAUACGUUGGUCUGCGCGCCGGAGGCCCGCGAGACCCUGGUUCGCAUCCGGCUGCUGGCCAUCAUGCUGAUCCAGUUCAUGGCCGUCGACGAGGCGUCCUUCCGGAUGUUGGUCUUCCAUGAGCCGGAGUUCAUGAGCGACCUGGCCAGCCUGAUCUCCGGUGACCGUGUUGUUCCGUGGUCCCUGCAAACACUGGUCCUGCGCAUCUUCGAAAUCGUGGCCACGGCCAAUGACUCACGCACGCAUGGGCUCGUGUCGGCCCUGCGCCUGACCGCCGAUUAUGGCAUCCUCGUGGCCAUCCUGCGCAAAACCCUGGCCUCCAUUCGCUCUGCCGAGGCCCCGGCCGAUAUCCCGCCCUCCUUCUUGACUUCCCUCUUUUCGCUGAUCGCCGUGCUGGUCAUGUCCCUGCCCCGGAGCCAGCGUUUCGCCGCCACCAGCAUCUUCAUCUCCAUGCAGCCCUUCCUGGAUGGGGUGUUCCCCCGGUACACUCGGGCCACAUCCCUCUGCCUGCAUGUGGUGGACACGAUGCUCUUCACACAAACCAGCUCCGUGGCCCCGAGCGCCGAGAGCGAAAUCCACGCCUUCUUCAAUGAGCACCGGGGCGUGCUGCUGGUGGCCCAGCGCCUGGCCACCGAGCUGGAGUCCAUGCAUGGCAGUCUGCUGGCGCUUCGGGCCCCGGCUGCCGGGGCCGAUGCCAUGGAUGUGGACAGUGGUCCGGGCGAUGGCACCGAAACUUCGGCCAGCUUGGCCGCCGGGCCCAUGCCCUUCCUGGCGGAGAUGGCCAUCCCCAUGGACCAAAUGCGGCUGAUCCGCGUGCUCUUCCGGUUUUUCAUCCACGCCUUCCGGUCCAACCGCGCGGCGGAAACCCUGCGCUCCCUGACCGACAGCCCGCUGAUGGAUGCCUUCCGCUUGGUGUUCGCCAACAGCCACCUCUUCCCGUCCAUCUACUCGACGGCCCUCUCGCUGCUGGGGCUGAUGAUCCACACGGAGCCCACGUCGUUGGUGGUCUUCCAGGAGCUCGGCAUCACGGACUUAGUGCUGGAGACCCUGGCCCCGGCCGGGCUGGAGCCCGGGUCGGUCCGGUGGUCGCCCUUCUCCUUCCCGGCCGGGUAUGCCCCGCUGGAUCGCCUGUGCGGCGUGGCCGCCGGCACGGAUGCCGGCCUGCCCGCGGCCGGGGGCUUCUUCGCGCGGCCCAUCCGCCCGUACCCGGACGAGGAGGCCCUCCUGUCGUUGCCGCUCUUGCUGUCGGCCCUGUGCCUGAAUGACGCCGGUGUCCAGGCGGUCCGCGAGUCCCGGGCCCUGGAGCACCUGGCUUGUGUCCUGACCAGCCCGAACUUCGUCAACAUCCUGUCCCUCUCGCCGAUGAUCUACAUCCCGGAGCGGGCAUCCUGCUACCUGCCCACCGACUUCGGGGCCACCUUCAAUGAGCUGGCGCGCCAUCAUCCGUCCCUCAAGCCGGCGGCCAUGGCGGCCGUGCGCCUGGUCCUGCGGAACCUCCACGAGCUGGCGGACACCGUCGCCUCGAAUCCCGGGCGCUUUGACGCCUUCACCAAUCUCGCGAUGGAGUCCGAGAGCCUGGUCCUGGAGUCGGCCGGGCCCAACCGGGCCCCCUUCUCCUUCCUGCUUCGGGCCAUUUCCUCCACCUGCAAGUUCCUGGAGGCCUUCACCCGGACGCCGUGCGUGUGUGGCGAUCUCCUGCGCGAGGUCCCGGUGCCGGAGCUCCUGUCGCUGGCCCUGCUUCCCGGGCUGCCGUACACCUUCUCCGAGGGCCGGUCCUACUCCUGCAUCACCAAGCUCCUGGGUCAUUUGAUCUCCAGCUCGAAUCUCUGCGUCAAGUCCUUGCUGCCGUUCCUGGUGGAGCGCCUCGGCACGAGCCUCGCCACGCUCCAGGCCGAGGGCAGCCUCUUCCACAAGUUCUCCUUCGAUUCGCAUCUGGCACAGUUCAUCGGCAUCACCGACCCCGCGGUUCGUGAUCGUGGCUCGGCCAUCCUGCAUGCCCUGAGCCAGUCCUUGAUUCUGGUGCGGCUGGUGGCCGACCUGACGCACUUGACCCUGACCGGGCACAUCUUCGGGUCGAUGCUCUUCAUCAUGGAGUACAUCGGCACCCCGGAGGUGGCGGCCACCCUGGCCCAGGCGGCUCGGCUGUCGCUGUCCCUGUCGAAGGAGGCCUUCCUGCUGUACCGGGCCCCGGAAAGCCCGGCCGUGUUGCGGCUGAUUGAGACCCGCCGGGCCGAGGCGGCCGCCGAAAACAUCCAGCUGCUGAACACCACCCAGCCGCAGUCCAUGUACCAGCUGUCGCAACUGUCGCGCUACUUCACCCCCCAGGCCCAGGCGCAGAUGGCCACCGCCGGGGAGAAUGUCCGGCUCCUGUGCCCCUCCAACCGGAUGGCCCUCUACUCGGUGAGCAGCAAAUUUGUCAGCGCCCUGACGGCCCUGCUGCGGGGCUUCGCCGAGGCGGCGCACCGGCUCCAGGCCGAAACCCCGACCCUGGAGCGGAAGGCCUGCUUCCCGGCGCCGGCCGUUCGCCAGGCCGCCCGGCAGACCAUGGCCCUGGUGUUGGAUCCGAUUCGCGAGCCGGGGUUCCUGCUGCCGGGGCCGGCAUGCGAGGCCACUGCCGGGGGCUCGUCGCCGGCCGAGGCCGAUGGGUCGUCCGCACCGGUGGAGCACACCCUGGUGGCCAGCUCGGUGGCCUACAUGCUGGUGCAUCGGCUCCAUCGGGUGCUGGCCCAGGGCCAGCCCGGGUGGGUGCCCAACAUCCCGAUGGCCUUUGCCUUUGCCGAGCACCUUUCCCCGGAGGAGGCGGCCGGGCCGGCGGACAAGGUGUUCGCGGAUGCGGAGCCGGCUCCCCUGCUGCUGGCCCGGUGCCUGUGGGCCCGGCGCCAGGCCUUGAGUCGGCAUCCGGCGGCGGUGGCCGCGGCCGCCGGCGGGCACAUGUCCUGCGCGUCCACCUGUCCCGAGGCGCCGGCCAAUGUCCUGCCGGAUCCGCUGCUCCGGGCCAUGCGUGCCACGGAAAUUGCCCUGUCCUUCUUCCUGAACUUGACGGCCGGGUUGAUGACCUUCCGGCAGCUCUUCUCCCGGCAGGCCCUCACCUACUACUUCAUCAUGUAUGCCUACUUCGGCGAGCCGGAGCCGCUGACGGCCGAGCAGGUGGCCGCGCUGCCGGCCCCGCCGCCCGACGCCGGGGCCGCCGGGGCCGACAUCCUCCCCGGGCAGCCGGCCACCCACCAUCGUGUGACUUACCAUCAGCUGGUGGCGCCGGCCAAGCAGCAUGCCCAUGUCAGCCGGGCCCUGCAUGCCUUGAUCCGGUUCAAUUCGCAAGUCAGCGACUUUGUCGUGGGCAUGUGGCGCCAGGGGCUGGGCACUCUCAAGCAUUGCGAUGCCUACCUCCUGAGCCAUGUCAUCUAUCAUCUGCACUUUACGUUGGACUUUGCGCAGAAUCGCCUGCCCGACUUGUCGGCGGUCAAGCUCCCGACGCCGGGUGGCCCGGCGCGGGUGUCCAUCGACCCGCUGGCCGGGCGCCUUGACCGGACCCCGGGCGCCGGCUUCGGCCUGACGACCUUCGUCAUGCCGGACUGGCAGACCUUGGUCGGCGGCCGGCCGGGAGAGGGUGCUGCCGCGGAUGCCGGCCGGGGGGGCACCCUUGCCGCCGCCGCCGCCGCCGCCGGGCCCGGGGCCACUGUCCCCGGGUCACGGCCCGGGGAUGGGGCCGCCCCGGGGCCGGCCGCCGGGCCCGGAAGGCCCAUCCUCCCGGGCCCCGGGGCCGGGACCGGCACCUCCGGCGCCACGCCCGCCGCUCCGACCACCAAUCCCCUGGCGUCGCCGCACUUCCUGGAGCUGCUGGACAUCCUGCACGGGGUGUCGAGCCCGGACUCCGAGGACGAGGGCGAUGCCGGGGACUCGGACACCGAGUCCGAGGAUGGCCGGGGAAGCCCCUCCUCCGGGGAUGAGGAGUCCAUCGACAUCCUGGAGCCGCUGUCGGCGGCCGAGGCGGCGGCCGCAUUCGAAGUGCCGGAGGUCGAGCCGGAUCCCAGCUCGGUGGACAUGCUGCAGGAGCUGGGCUUCUCGCGGGCCGACUGCGAGCGGGCCCUGCGGGCGGCGCACAACAACCUGGCCGUGGCGGCGGAUGCGCUGCUGUCGCAGCCGGCCGCCAGCCGGUCGGCUCCCCCGCGACGCCCGGCGCUUGUGAUCCCGGAGCCGGUGGCCGCCGCGGGCGGCGCGUCGCCGGCGGCGGCGGCCGUUGAGGCGGCGGCGGCCGUCGCCACUGCGGCGGCGGCGGCGGCGGCCGGUGCCGGUGCCGGUGCCGGUGCCGGUGCUUCCUCCACGACGGAGGCCACGGCCGCGGCCGCGGCCGCGGCGACCUCCCCCGAUGGGCGUGCCGGGGCCGGUGGCGCCGAGGCCGAGACCACUGGCACCGGCGGCGCUGCCGCCGCCGGGCGCCCCGCCGGCCCUGGCGACGCCCCUCUGCCACCCUUCCUGGAGGUGGAGAUGUCGGCCUUCAUUUCGACCCUGAUGGACCACUUUUGCGAGCUGGCCGGCCGGCGCAUCGCCGCGUCGCGUGCCCUCUCGACGCCGGAGCUGAUCGACCAGUCGAUCGAGCUCAUCCAGUCGACGGAGCGCAUCACCCGGAGCUGCCAGAUCCUGAUUGUGUCGCUGCUGCUCAGUGUCUCGGCCCUGGCCUUCAAGCAGGAGGACCCGGUGGCCGGGGCCAAGGCCGAGGAUGCGGCCACCGCGGCGGCCAGCCUGACGGCGCACUAUUCGCGCUCGCUGCUGGCCCAGUCGAAGGACCGGAUCCGGGAGAUGAUCGAUCGAAUUGUCCUGCGCGCGCGCGACAUGAUGGCCGAGCUGCUGCUGCUGCCGGUCAAGGAGGAGCCGGGGUCGGCCGAGGCCGGCCCGGCCUUCGGGCUGUCGGGCUGCCCGCUGGCCGGGUCCCAGGGGCACCGGGCGGUCCUCCGGCUGCUGGCCGUGUGCUUCCAGGAUGCGGACUUCGGGUCGGCCUUUGUGGCGUCGGUGUCGCGGCAGCUGGUGCCCACGCUGGCGGCCUGUGUGGACCGGGUGCUUGCCCGGCCGCCGGCCAGCCCGGACCGGCCGCCCUUCUGGCUGAGCACCUGCCUGUUGGUCUUGGUCCGGGUGCAGAAGUUCUCCUGCGCCAUGGAUGAUGGCCAGGUGAACCCGGUCCUCCGGCGGCCGCUGGACAUGCAGGCGGUCCUGCAGUCGGUCGAGUAUUCGCUCCCGCGCCUGCUGGACGAGUCGCUUGCCGAGCCGGCGGCCGUUGUGGCCGAGCCGGCGGCCGAUGUGCCGAUGGCCGACGGCCCGGCCUCCGGGACGCGGCCCUCCCCCCCGCCGGCGGAUGUCGCCCCGGCGGACGUCCCCAUGGCCGACGGCCCGGCGGCGGAGGCCGGGCCCCUGCCGGCCGCUGUGGCCUUCCAAAUUGCCCCCCUGACUGAGGAGCAGCAGCAUGCGGUGGUUCGCCUGGCGGUGCUGGUGCUGGCACGCAGCGGGGAGCUUCCGCUGCUGGAAAAUGAGCAGACCCUGGCCGAUGACCAUGUGCGCCUGAUCACCCUGGCCCAGGCCGGGCGGAGCUUCACCCUGACGGUGGACAAUUCCCUCUGCCCAUCGUACGUCGGGGCCUUGAUGACCAUCGAGGCGGCCUUCAUGGCCCUGGUGACGCUGAGCUCCAGCCGGUCGGCGGUCCGGCUGUUUGUGGCCCUCGGCGGCCCGGGGCACACCAUCCGGUCCUGCCGGCGGUCGCUCUUCUUCAACCACUUCACGUAUGCCAAUUUGCUGGUGCGCCAGGCGCUGGAGCUGGCCCUGGUGGACUAUGUGGUGGAGGACCUGGCCCUGCAGACGACGCACGCCCGGGACCCGCCGAUCCCCCUGACGCGCUUCCUGGGCUACUUCCAGUAUGAUGCCACGGCCACGGCCAAGGCCAUGGCCCUGGCCGGGCUGUAUGGCGAGGCGGUCCUGUCGCAAUCGCUGGCCGCCGGGGUGUCGGCCUACUCGCUGGAGCUGCCGCGGGCAUUCUUGCGGUUUUCGGAUUUGGAUUUGUCCGCCGCCACGGGCCCGGCCGCCACGGGGGCCGAUCGGCCGGCCGGCGGGGAGGCCGCCAAGCCGGCCGCCACAAGCCCGGAGGCCGUGUCACGGGCCUACUUCGCCGGGCUGGCACGCGAGUUUGACCGGUUCUUCCCGGACACCAGCGACGCGCCGCUGACCGCGGUCCUGGGGCCGCUGGUGGACGAGCUGCUCGCCUCGCAGGCCAGUCGCAUUCACCUGGAGCGGGCCUUCCUCCGGACGUCGAAGCUCGGCGCCUCCGGGCCGAAUUACGCGGAAAUGCCGGCCCCCUGCACCCAGCGUCGACGCCUGGCGGCCGAUGUGCGCUACCGCGAUGCGCACUUCUACACCUGCUUCCUGAUGGAGCUGCUGAAGGAGGUGGUGGCUUCCUACCCGCCGGCCAAGUAUUACCUGGCCCUGCGGUAUGUCCCGGGGGCCGGCAGCGGCGGGGGCUUUGUGGCCCCGGCGGCCGGGACCACGGCCCACGGUGCCACCGGCCCCGGGGCCGGUGCUGCCAGCAUGCCGGGCCCCGGCGGCGGGGCGCCCAGCGCCGCGGCCACGGUGGCCGCCCCGGCGCGGCCCUUCGAUUCGGCCUUCCUGGACUUCCUGCUGGACCGGAUCCUGCUGGCGCACAUGCGCGUCGAGACGCCGCCCGGGCCGAAGUCCUCGGCCACGGUGCUGGUGGACUCGCGCCGAACGGCCGAGGCCUCCCUGGCGGCGGAUCUCCUGCUGGAGUUGUCGCUCGUGUCGACCUCGUCACUGAACCGGGUGCUGAUCACCAGCCUGCUGGGGUUCAGCCGGCAGGCUGCUCCGACCGGGGCCGGGGCCGGGGCCGGGGCCGGGGCCGGGGUCGCCGCCGCCGCCGCCGCCGCCGCCGCCGCUUCUGGGCCCGGGGCGCCUGUCGCCGCCGGCGCGGCUCCCUCCCCGGCCUCCGGGUCCCUGCUGACGGACAUCCCGUCCGACCGGUCGCCCAUCUACUCGGCCCGCUUCGAGGUGGACCUUGCUCGGCAGCUGGUGCUGAUGAUCCACCACCGGGUGGCCACCCUGCUGGACUUGCUGGCGGCGCACUUGCACCCGGCGGCGUCCGGGUCCACCGGGUCGCCCAUUUCCUCGGCCAGCGGGUCGCCGCAGUUGCUCGGCCUGCCGGGGCAGUCGCCGGUCCUGCCGGCCGCCGACAGCGGCGCCUGCGCGCCCGGCCUCCUGGGCGGGGCUUCGCUGCCGGGGUCCUCCAUGGCGGCCGUGGUGACCGCGGUGACCGCGGCGGCCGCCAGUGCCAACACCCUGACGCCGAAUCAGAUCUUCGGCCGGCUGUCCAUCCUGCUGCAACUUCUGUACCGGAUCCUGUCCGGGUCCUUGGGGUCCAUUUGCGAGGUGUCGCGGGCGCUGUCGCUCAAGAGCUUGCAAUUUGCCUCGCCGGCCAAGGCGGCCCUGGAUGCCGGGUUCAUCCCCCUGCUGUUUGGCACCCUGCGGGUGUUGAAUGCCAACUUCCAAGCGGCCCCGGAGCUCAUCACGUCCAUCCUCACGCCGCUGGCCUUCCUGACCAAAACCGCCAACCGCCUGUCGCAGAUGAUGUACCGGCUGCAGCUGAGCGAAAGCUGGCUGGCCAGCCAGCAGGCCCCCGGGGGCGGGAGCUCGGCCGGGGCGGCCGGUGCCAAGGCCCUGGCCGGGGCCCGGGCCCGGCGCCCCGGCGGCGAUGCCUCCGACUCGGAUGCCGAGGGCCCGGACCGGCCGAGCAAGCGCCGUCGCGGCGGCAGUGGCAGCUCGGCCGGGGCCGACUCGACGGCCCUGGCGGCGAUGCGGCCGGGGCGCGCGCGCCCCGGCGCGGCGGGUGCCUCCUCCUCCUCCUCCUCCUCCGGCGCGUCGGCCAGUCGGACCGGGCUGCUGUUCAGCCGGUCGCGAUCGUGGUUCGCGGCGCCGAUGCGCACGUCGCUCAUCAUCUCGCACAGUGGCCCGGGGUCCGGGCUUGGCGGGCCUUCGCUCGGGGAGAUUGAGUUUGUCAUCGAGGCCGACGACUCGGACGACGAGGAGGAGGAGGACGCCCAUGACGACGGCUCGGAGGGCAUGGACGCCGGGUCGCCGGUCCCGCUGGUCACCGAGGCCGAUGCCCAGCGGCUGCUGCACAUUGUCUUCGACACGGCGUCCGACUCGGCGUCCGGGCUGGAGUCCGGCUCCGAUGGGUCGGAGUCCGGGUCUUCCUCCGGGGCCGGCAGCGAGGCCGAGGACGCCGGCGACGGGCCGUCCGGCUCGACCGGCGCCCUGCGCUAUGCGCAAAUCCGCUCGCUGUCCGACUACGACCGUCUGGUGCUGCUGGAUGCCGUGCAGGAGCAGGAGCAAAUGCAGCAUGCUCAGCAGCAGCAGCAGCAGCGCCAGCAGCGGCAGCAGCAGCAGCAGGCACAGGCCCGGGCACACGCACAGAGCCUCGCGCACGCGGCGCCGGCCGGUGCCGCUUCUGGGCCGGCCUCGGACAGCGAUGCCGAGGACAUUCUGCUGGCCCUGCUGGCGGCCGACCGGUCGUCGACCGGUGGCCAGACCAUCCUCGACACCGGGUCUUCGCGGAUCUACCUGUCGGACUUGCUGAGCUCCGGCGGCGGCGGCGGCGGCGGGCCGGCCAGUGCCGGUGGCGGUCGCUCCCCGGACGCCGGGGAUGUGCUCUUCGAGGCGUCCGGGCCGCCUGGCGACUCGACCACCAGCGACUCGGAGCCCGGCCGGACCAGCGAGGACGACGAGGACCUCAGCCUGUCCGAGGGCGACAUCAACAUCGUGCUCAACAUCCUGGAUGGGGAGGACGACGAGCAUGACGAGCAUGGCAGCGAUGAUGACGAGGCCGAUGACCAUGACGACGUGGAUCUGCACCUGCAUCUCGGGCUCGGGCUCGAGCGCAAUGGCCGCGUGGUGGCCGGCCCCGGCGAUGAGGAUGACGACAGCGACGUCUACUCCGGGCUGCUGAUGCCGCUGGGGCGGGGCCGCGGUCGGGGCCGGGCUUCCGCCGCCGGGGCCUCCCACUCGGACUCCUCCGCCUCCUCCUCCUCGGACGAGGAGGAGGACGACGACGACGACGACGACGACGAUGCCAUCGACGAAUCGACGGAGCCCGGUGUGCCGGGCGAUGUCUUUGGGCAGAAUUCCGACGUCGACGAUGAGCAUGACAGCCUGGUGGAGGAUGACCACCUGCGCGACAUGAUGCUCUACGGCGAGGAUGAGGUUGAGCUUCAGCUUCGCCGGGCCGGGCAGCCCGAUGACAACUCCAUCGACACAUUGCCGUCCAGUCGCCGGCGCCAGAGGCUGAUCCUUCGCCGGGCGGCGGUCAUGGAUUCGCCGCUGCGCGCCGGGCCCGGGGAUGCCGCUCAGCCAGCCGGCGUGUCCGGGUCCCUGUCCCAUGCGGCCGGCGGUGUCGGGGGCGCCACCCGGCCCGGGGCCCCGAGUCCCGGUCCUGGAUCUGGCCCGGGGGCGGCCCUGUCGGGCCCUGUGCCCAUGGGGGCGGCGACGCCGGGGCCGGUGGCGGUGCCGGCGGCCGCGGGCUCGGUGCCCUCCCCGGGGCAGGUGGCUGCUGCCCCGUCGCCGGAGGCCGCCCUGGCCGCCAGUGUGCCGGGCACGCCGGUGCCGGCGGCGGCGGCGGCCCCUGGGCCCGGGUCGACUGCGGCGCCGGCCGCCGAGGAUCCCCUUGGCGACAGCCUCAUCCUGGCGGUGGACGAUGCCUUCGACGUGAUGGACGCCGCGGCCGACGAGGAGGAAGAGGAAGACCCGGAUGGCUGGGAUGCCGAUGGCGACCCCGAGGAUGGGGGCAUCAUCAGCAUGCCCCCGCCGCAGGGGCACCACGACAUGUCGGACAUCGAGUCCAUGGACGAGGACGACGUCAAUGAGGAUGACUUCGGCGGGGAGACCCUUUGCGACAAUUCCUACACGACGACCGUGGCCCCGGGCGAUGAGCACAUCAUCGGCGAGGACCUGGUGCGCGAUCCCUUCGACACCAUGGACGAGGAUGACGACGAUGAGGCCCUCUUCGACCAGAUCCCGCGGCUGGCCCGGCGCUACGUCGGCGAUGAGGAUGAGGACGAGGACGAGGAUGAGGAUCUGGAAGAGGAGGAGGACGACGACGACGAGGAGGAGGAGGAGGAUGAGCAUGACAUCCACACGCUGCAUGGCGAGGACCACGCGGACUUCGAGGCGCGUGGCCCGCCCCCGGCGGACGCCCUCUUCGCCCUGCCCUCGCGCAACUCCCCGAUGGACCCUCACGAUGGCAUCCCGGGCGACUACCCGCCCGGGGAGCUGAACCGCCUGCUCCGCGCCCCGGGGCUCGUGGUCUCGGGCUUCCCGAUCCGGCGCUCCGGGCGCCGGUCUUCCCUGUCUGUCGGGGGCACUGACCGGGGCGCGGCGGGUGCCCCCGGCGCCGAGCGGGCUUCCUCCCCGCCACCGGCCUCGGCCCCGGGCCCCGGUGACCUUUCCGAGGACACGGCUCAGCAGGUGGCCGGCCUGGUGCGGCUGCUGCAGUCGGCCUCAUCGCGCCUGGCGCCGGGCUCCGGAGGCCAUGGCGACAGCAGUGACGACGGCAGCAGCAGCAGCAGCGGCGGCAGCGACAGCGACAGCGACAGCGGUGCCCCGUCGGGCGGCGGCACCAGCGACUCCGACAACAGCGGGGCCUCGUCCGACGGGUCGGACCACUCCGGCGACGAUGCGGACGUCAGCGACAUCUUCCGCCUGCUGGCCGAGCAGGCCAGCGAGUCCGACGACCUCGACGAGGGCGGCGACCUCUCCUCGCCGGGUGGCCCCGGCAGCGAGUACAACGACAUCCUGGCCUCGCUGGAGCGCAUCCUCGGCACGGAGGGCGGCGAGUCGCGGGCCGGGCGCCGGCGGCCGAUUGCCGGCGGUCCGCCGCUGGCCGCCGGCGGCUUCGGCGGCCCGGUGAGCUCCAGCGACCGCGAGGAUGCCACCGAGCCACAAGCCACCAAUCACCACCUUCGGCUGCCCGCCGGGGUGGGGUACAUGCGCCUCCCCUCCGGCGCCUCCGGGCCCGGUGGGGCCGGCGUCGGGCCGGCCGAGGAUUACCCCAGCUCGGACGCCUACUCCGACGAGGACCUGGACAUGGUGGGGGGCCUGGGGCCGGACGACCUGUCCGAAACCACGGCCAACUACACGCCGGCCGACCUGGACCCGGAUGUCAUUGAAUUCGGCAUGGACGGCGAAAUUGUCCGCAUGGGCACCUUCACCUCGGGCGAUGGGGCCGGAGCUGGCGGUGGCGGCGGCGGCGGCGGCGGCGGCGGCCCGGGUGCCGGGGGAGCCGACGCGGCGGCCCCCGGCGGCGGGUCCUCGCGGCGGCCCUCGGUCCGGUGGGUCUUGCCGCCGAUUCGGCACCAGGCCGCGGCGGCUGGCAGCCCGCUGCGGCCGGGGCUCCUGCGGUCGCCGAUCGGCCGGCGCUUUGGCGGUCCUGGCGGCGGGGGGGGCCCCGGUCGCCGGGGCGGCCCGGGCGGCCACCAUCCCCUGGGCCCGGAGCGGUUGAUCUUCUCGUCGAUGAACUUCCGGGACUUGUGGGCCCGGGUGCGGCUGCUGCCCGACCCGCCGACCGAGGACUCGGCGCGCGCCUUUCGGCUGAAUUCGGCCGACGCGGCGGAGGCCGACGCCCGGCUGCCGGGGGUCACGCCGCUUGGGGUUGCUCCCGGGCAGCCUCCGCUGCUGGUCAGCCCGGGCGGCGGGGCCGCCGGGUCGGCCGGCAUGCAUCACCAGCACCCGCUGCACUUGGUCCCGGAGCGCGAGGACCUGAUCGACCCGGCCGGCAGCGACAUGCAAUCGCUGAUGACCAUGUCCGAGGCGGUGAGCCCACGCCCCGGGCGGCUGGCCAUGCCGCGGUCGGCCGCGUCCCUGCGCAUGGGCUGGUCGCCAUCCGGCCGGCGUCCCUCGGGGUUCCUGCUCCCGGGGGUCCGGCCCCCGGGCAUGGCCCCGCCACUGAGCCCUGGCACCCAGGGUGCGGCCGGCGGCGGCGGCGGCGGCGGCGGCGGCGGCGGCUCGACUGCCUCGCCCCGGGGGGCCGCCCCGAUGCCGGACGACCUGAAUGCCCUGGUUUUGACGGUCAUGCCGGGCGCGGUGCCGGUGCGGUCGGUUUCGUCGUCUCCUCGCGAGGCGGCCGAGGCCCCGGCUGGGGGUUUGGCCACGGCCGGGGCGGGCGGCUCGGCGGCCGAUGCCGCCGCAUCGGCCGCCAGUGCAUCGGACAGCACCGGUAACCUGUCGGCCCUGCUGGCACAGUACCUGCCCCAGCCGGGUGGCCUGGAUGUCCUGGCACAGCAGAUGGCCGGCGACCGGGCACCCCCCGGCCCGGUGGACCUGUCCUCCAUCAAUGCCUUCCCCAACACGCACAUCGUCACGUCGCAGCUGCUGGCCCUGUCGCAAUUUGGCGGCGGGGCCACCGGGCACCAUGCGGCCGGGCUGUGCUCGGCCCCGCCUCCGACCGGCUGGCACGAGCCGCCGCCGCCGCUGCAGCAAACCUGGGAAACGGCCAACGCCAUUGCCAGCCUCCAUGCGCGGAAUGAGCGCAACCGCCCCGGGGCCGACAUGUUCCACUUCUUCCGGGUGACGCAGUCCGGCCGGCCCACCCGCCGGGAUCGGAAUUCCUUCCUGCCGGCCCCGUCGGCGGCUCUCGACAGCCCGAACCGCUUCGGCCCGCCGCCGGAGCACUCGUACAUCGCCCCGCCGUCGGUCAGCCAGCCGCAGCUGCACACCCUGCCGGAGCUCUUUGUCCCCUAUGUCGACGCCCUGGCCCUCAUCGACCUGGACCUGCCCUUCGCGGCCCUGCGGGACUUGUACACCAUGCGCAUGUUCCCGGCCCCGGCGGUCAUGAUGAAUGGCCGGGCCCUGCGCCGGACCCCGGCCAUCUACUACAACCUCGAGACCACCGCCUACCGGUGGGGCUCCAUGCUGGUGGUGGCCGGCUGCCACGCCAUCAAUGGGACCCUGCUGGGCCUGCUGAAUCGGUUCCUGGCUCGACACCUCCGGCCGCUGGCCCUGGGCCUGGGCCCGGAGGCCGCCGGGCCCGAGCUCGCCCAAGUCGGCGGCAUGGCCGAUGACCCGGCCGCCGAGUCGGGCCCCAAGGCGCCUGGCCCGCCGGUUCCCGGGUUCCCCGCCAACCACCUGGCCCACGGGCGCUCCUCCCUGGCGGUGUCGCCGUCGGAGGACCACCCGACCGGCGGCAAUCCCAUCGGGCGUCUUCGUGUGGCCCCGUCGGGAACGCUGCUUGCGCGUUCGCCCGCCAUCCGCGAGCGCCGUCCGACGGCUCGCCUGGCGGCCCGGCCUCGGGCCUCGCCGCGGCUCCCCACCAAUGUCAGCCUGUCGAUCUACCUGCGCUCCAAGGAGUUCUCCCCCUCGCCGCUCAUCGAUCGGGAGAUGCUCUUCUCGCUGAUGAAGCUGCUGUUUGUGGCGCACCCGAUCAAUUCGGUGGCCCUGCUCCAGCCGAUCACCUUCCUGUGUGCCAACCGGUCGGUCAGCGCCUUUGUGCUGGCCUUCAUCCUGUGUGUCAUCAGCCCGAACCCGGCCUUGCGCAUUGUCCUCGGGCCGAAGUACUCGUCGCUGGGGUUCCUCGGGUCGCGCCAUGAGCGCGAAUCGGCGGCCCUCAUCCAGCGCAUGCUGCGUGCCGGGCCCACCGGCGCCGGGGUGGAGGACCCCGGCGACGCGCCGAGCUGGACGCUCCCCUCGCGCGUGACCCUCCGCUCGGUGACCCUCCUGCGCGGGCUGAUCGAGCGGUCCGACGUCUCCGGCACCAUCAACCGCAUGAUGCUGAGCCCGGUGGACCUGGGGGUCAUCCUGUCGGCCACCUCGCAGCAGGCGGCCACCGGUGGGCCGGGGGCCGGGGGGCCGGCCGGCUCGGGCUCGGCCCCUGCUGCCGCCCCGCCGGGCCCGGGCCCGGCCCCUGUGGCCGCCUCCCGGCAGGUGGUCAUCCCGCUGAUUCACCUGAUCGAGCUGCUGCACAUCGAUGCCAUUGUGCACGACUCGCCGGUGCUCGAGAACCUCAUGGACUUGAUCUUCAAUGUGAGCCUGCUGCUGGUCCAGCGCCAAACCCCGCCGAUGCAUGUCAUCGAGCAGCUCAUGUCGCUGGAGCCGGCGCCCAUCAUCGAGCCCGUGCCGAUCCUGGCUCCGAGCCCGCCGGCCUCGAUGGCCUCGAUGGCCCCGAGCGCCGGCGGGCCGGCCACCCCGGGCCCCGGCCCGGACACGGCCACCAGCGCCCCCCUGCCGCGCAGUCUCAACAUCAGCCAGUUGCUGAUCCCCACCACGUCCGUCUACCACCUGGUCAACCUGCUGCAGGUGCCGAAUUGCUCCAGCCGCACCUUCGGCCUGACGCUGCUGGUGCUGUCCAACAUCUCGGAGCUCCCGCGCUAUCGGCCGGUGGUGCGCGAUGCCAUCCUGGCCUCCAUCCGGACCUUGGGCCGGCGCACGGCCGCCGACAUCGCCAGCCUGGCCGAUCUGCUGGACCGGUUUGUCACCGUGGCCACGGUCACCCAGACCGACGAGCAGUCCAGCAGCACCAGCAGCACCGAGCAGCAAAAGAUCGAUGUCACCGCGGCCAUGGCCAACAUGGACCUGUCGCGCCUCAGCUCCCAGGUGUCCUCCCAGGUGCAGCUCCUGCGCACGGUCAAGGCCCUCGGGUCGCCCUUCAGUGUCGAUGGCCCGGACUCGCCCUUCGGCCAGGCCUCUUCGGCGGGGCUUUCGGCCGACGCCGGUCCCCCGGGGCCGGGCUCGGGCUCGGGCCCGGCUGCCGCCGGCGCCGGCGCCGGCCCCGCCAUGGCCGACGGAUCGCCCGACAGUCAGCCCCCUCUGCGCCCUGCGGCCCCGGUGCCGGUCAGCCCGCUGGCCGGGGCCGCCGACGCCACGGCCUCGCUGAUGGCCGCCUUCCGGUGGAACAUCGAGCAGGUGUUCCAUGACCUGACGGCGGCCGGGCUCUGGCGGUCCCUGUCCCGGGCGUUGGACCUGCUCCUGCUGUCUUCGGACUUGACCCAUGUGUCGGCGGUCUUGCUCCCGGUCAUCGAGUGUCUCUUCCUCAUUUGCCAGGUGAGCAUCUUCAAGGAGCGCUCGCUGCCACAGACGGUCGACUCGACGCCCUGCCCGUCGGCCGGCCCGAGCCGGGCCCCCUCACCGGGCCCCGGCGGCGGCCACCCCGGGCCCCUGGCUCCGGCCGACAUGGCGCACCCUCUCCCGGGCUCGCACUCGGGCUCCGGCUCCGGCUCCGGCUCCGGCUCGCCCGCCUCCUCGCCCGGGGAGUACCUGGUGAAGUUUGUCUACCGGUUCAAGGUCCUCAUCAACCACAUCAUCCGGUCGCAGACCAACCUCAUCAGCAAGGGGACCUUCCUGUGUCUGGUGACCCACCUGCCGGAUGCACUGGACUUCGACAUCAAGCGCACCUUCUUCAACCACCAGAUCCAGCAAUUCCUGGACCCGAGCAGUCGGGCGGCCACGCAGGCCGCCGCCACGGCCGGCAUGUUCAAUGCCGGGACGCCGCCGGGCGUGGCGGCGGCGGCGGCGGCGGCGGUCUUCCCGCGACCCGGCGCCGGGGCCGCCUCGCCCGGCGGCGGCUUCCUGCCGACCGCGGCCGGGCCGGGAUCGUCAUUGCCCACGGCCGCCAGCAUGACCGAGCUGGCGGCCCAAACGCGCCAGCCCAUCCGGCUGACCGUCGACCGAGACACCGUCCUGGAGGACUCCUUCACGGCCAUGCAAUUCCUCAAGCCGGAGCGCGUGCGCCUGGCCCCCAUCCAGAUUACCUUCCGCGGGGAGCCGGCCGUCGAUGCGGGCGGCGUCACUCGCGAGUGGUUCAACAUCCUCACCCGGCAGAUGUUCGACCCGAAUUAUGCCCUCUUUGAGAAUGUCUCCGGCAAGAAGGUCACCCUGCAGCCGAACCGCCUGUCGCACCUGGCCUCGGCCAACCACCUGGCGUACUUCCGCUUUGUCGGGCGCAUCAUCGGCCGGGCCAUCUUCGACGCGCGGGUGCUGGAUGUCCACUUCACCCAGUCCCUCUACAAGCACAUGCUCGGCCGGCCGAUCAGCCACCAGGACAUGGCCGCGGUCGAUCCGAGCUUCCACCAGAGCCUGGUGUGGAUCCUGGAAAACAGCAUCGACGACGUGCUGGACCUGACCUUCUCCCAUGACACGGAUGACCUGGGCCAGACGGUGGCCGUGGACUUGGUCCCCGGCGGGUCGGCCAUCCCGGUGACCGACGCCAACAAGCACGACUACGUGCGCCUGGUGGCGGAGCUCCGCCUGUCCAAGGCCAUUGAGUCCCAAAUUGGCGCCUUCCUGCAGGGCCUGCACGAGAUCAUCCCUCGGCACUUCCUGUCGAUCUUCAGCGAGCAGGAACUCGAGUCCCUGAUUGCCGGCAUGCCGGACAUCGAUGUCGACGACUGGCGCAACAACACCCUCUACACGAACUACUCCCCGGCAUCGCCGCAGGUCCAGUGGUUCUGGCGUGCGGUUCGCUCUUUCAGCAAUGAGGAGCGCGCGCAGCUGUUGCAGUUCGUCACCGGGUCUUCGCGCAUCCCGCUCGAGGGCUUCUCCCACCUGGAGGGGUCCAAUGGCCGGCAGCGCUUCUCCAUCAGCAAGGACUUCCGCAGCAACAACCGCCUGCCGGCGGCACACACCUGCUUCAACCAGCUGGACUUGCCGGAGUACGAUUCCUACGAGCAGCUCCGCCGGAAUCUCCUGACGGCCAUCAGCGAGUGCACCACCGGCUUUGCCUUUGCCUGAGCCGGGGCACUGCACGGACCCGCCCCCCCUCUCCCCCCCCCCUUCUCCCUGACAUACAUGUACUUUUAUAGACCUUCCUUCUACCCUUCCCAAA